GCUCUGUUUGCUUACAUCAGCAUCAUCCUGUGACUCCAAGCUUUACUUUGCACUCUUUAAUAUUUUAUAAACAUUUUCUGAGCAGCAUUAACGUUACUUGGCUUAGCUAUCAGAGCAGUUAGAGUAUGAAGAAUGUAAGCAGUCAGCUUGGUCCUGGACAUUGUUACUGACAUAAAGCUGCUCUCUGCAGCCAUGUUUGACCUUUGUAGGACUACAGUAAUGGAGGAUUUGGAGGCUGAACUCAGCUCUGUGACACUUUUGUAGUGAACUGAUGAAAGCUGUGUCUCAGAUGGAUGUUAGUCCAACACAUCAGACACGACCUCUGCAGCUCUCAGCUGAUGUGCACAUGAAUGAUUUGUGUUUCCUCUGCAGGUGAAGGUAGAAAGUGUGUGUGAGCUGAACUGAGCAGCAUGGAUCAGUGUGAGGACAGAGAGGAGGGAGUCCCUCCCUCUAAAAGCACUCUGUGUGGGGAACAUGAGAGCCAGACCAAAGCUCAGAGGAACCCACCUGGACCUCCACCCAGCUCUGUGUCCUGUAAGAGUGACGGGUCUAAAGAUGAGCCCUAUAAUUUUAAAGUCCAGCCUGUGUCUGCUGCAGAGAGGAUCAGUGGGAGACCUGCUGGACCUGAACCUGAACCCAGCUGUGUGUCCUUAAAGAGUGACCGGUCUAAAAAUGAACCCCUUUAUUUUAAAUCCCAGCCUGUGUCUGCUGCAAAGAGACUGACUGAAGUCCACAAGAAGAUGAUGAUGGAGGAAGAGGAGGACAGAGCAGAGUCUGCAGGGUCCAGCUGUCCGUCUGUGAGGAGUGACCGGUCCAAAGAUCUAAAUCCUCCACACUUCAGUGCUGAACCUGGACCAACGAGAGUGGACCAGCAGAGCUCAGAGGUUCCCAGCGGUCAGUCUGCCCAGCAGCAUCAAACACAGCUGGACUCCAUAUUUAUGCUGCUGGAGGACAACAUCAUCACUUUUGUCAAGAACGAGCUGAAGAAGAUCCAGAAGGUUCUGAGUCCAGAUUACCCAGAAUGCUUAGAGAGUCAGAGGGAGGAUGAUGAGCAGAGGAGACACAGCAGAGAGGCGUUUGUUAAGAUCGCAGUGGACUUCCUGAGGAGGAUGAAGCAUGAGGAGCUGGCUGACCGUCUGCAGAGACAACUUUUUGCUGCUGUGUGUCAGCCUAAACUUAAAUCUGCACUGAAGAAGAAGUUCCAGUGUGUGUUUGAGGGCAUCGCUAAAGCAGGAAACCCAACCCUUCUGAAUCAGAUCUACACAGAGCUCUACAUCACAGAGGGAGGGACUGCAGAGGUCAAUGAUGAACAUGAGGUCAGACAGAUUGAAACAGCAUCCAGGAAACCAGACAGACCAGAAACAACAAUCAGACAAGAAGACAUCUUUAAAGCCUCACCUGGAAGAGAUGAACCAAUCAGAACAGUGCUGACAAAGGGAGUGGCUGGCAUUGGGAAAACAGUCUUAACACAGAAAUACACCCUGGACUGGGCUGAAGACAAAGCCAACCAGGACAUCCAGUUCAUAUUUCCAUUCACUUUCAGAGAGCUGAAUGUGCUGAAAGAGGAAAAGUUCAGCUUGGUGGAACUUGUUCAUCACUUCUUUACUGAAACCAAAGAAGCAGGAAUCUGCAGCUUUGAAGACUUCCAGGUUGUGUUCAUCUUUGAUGGUCUGGAUGAGUGUCGACUUCCUCUGGACUUCCACAAAACUACAAUCCUAACUGACCCGAGAAAGUCCACCUCAGUAGAUGUGCUGCUGACAAAUCUCAUCAGAGGGAAACUGCUUCCCUCUGCUCGUCUCUGGAUAACCACACGACCUGCAGCAGCCAAUCAGAUCCCUCCUGACUGUGUUGGCAUGGUGAUAGAGCUCAGAGGGUUCACUGACCCACAGAAGGAGGAAUACUUCAGGAAAAGAUUCAGAGAUGAGGAGCAGGCCAGCAGGAUCAUCUCCCACAUCAAGACACCACGAAGCCUCCACAUCAUGUGCCACAUCCCAGUCUUCUGCUGGAUCACUGCUACAGUUCUGGAGGAUGUGCUGGAAACCAGAGAGGGAGGACAGCUGCCCAAGACCCUGACUGAGAUGUACAUCCACUUCCUGGUGGUUCAGGCCAAAGUGAAGAAGGUCAAGUAUGAUGGAGGAGCUGAGACAGAUCCACACUGGAGUCCACAGAGCAGGAAGAUGAUGGAGUCUCUGGGAAAACUGGCUUUUGAUCAGCUGCAGAAAGGAAACCUGAUCUUCUAUGAAUCAGACCUGACAGAGUGUGGCAUCGAUAUCAGAGCAGCCUCAGUGUACUCAGGAGUGUUCACACAGAUCUUUAAAGAGGAGAGAGGACUGUACCAGCACAAGGUGUUCUGCUUCAUCCAUCUGAGUGUUCAGGAGUUUCUGGCUGCUCUUCAUGUCCAUCUGACCUUCAUCAACUCUGGACUCAAUCUGCUGGAACAACAACAAACAACCUCCACAUGGUCUAAACUAUUUAACAAACCAAAACUACAAUCUUUUCACCAGAGUGCUGUGAACAAGGCCUUACAGAGUCCAAAUGGACACCUGGACUUGUUCCUCCGCUUCCUCCUGGGUCUUUCACUGCAGACCAAUCAGACUCUCCUACGAGGUCUGCUGACACAGACAGGAAGUAGCUCACAGACCAAUAAGAAAACAGUCCAGUACAUCAAGAAGAAGCUCAGUGAGAAUCUGUCUGCAGAGAAAAGCAUCAAUCUGUUCCACUGUCUGAAUGAACUGAAUGAUCGUUCUCUAGUGGAGGAGAUCCAACAGUCCCUGAGAUCAGGAAGUCUCUCCACAGAUAAACUGUCUCCUGCUCAGUGGUCAGCUCUGGUCUUCAUCUUACUGUCAUCAGAAAAAGAACUGGAUGUGUUUGACCUGAAGAAAUACUCUGCUUCAGAGGAGGCUCUUCUGAGGCUGCUGCCAGUGGUCAAAGCCUCCAACAAAGUCAUAAUUAGUGGCUGCAAUCUUUCAGAGAAAGGCUGUGAAGAUCUUUCCUCAAUUCUUAGCUCCCAGUCCAGUAAUCUGGGAGAGCUGGACCUCAGUAACAAUGACCUGCAGGAUUCAGGAGUGGAGAUACUGGCUGUUGCAGUUGACAGUCCUCACUGUAAACUGAAAACACUUAGACUGAGUGGCUGUAAGCUCUCAGAGAGAGUCUGUGAAGCACUUUCCUCAAUUCUCAGCUCCAAGUCCUCUAGUCUGAGAGAGAUGGACCUCAGUAACAACAACCUGCAGGAUUCAGGAGUAGAGAUGUUGUCUAGUCCACAUUGUGAACUGGUAACACUCAGGGUGGAGCCUGCUGGAGUCCGAUGGUUGAGACCAGGUCUGAGGAAGUAUUCCUGUCAACUCACAAUCGACACAAACACAGUGAACACAAACCUCCAACUGUCUGACAACAACAGGAAGGUGACACAUGUGGAGGAGGUUCAGUCAUAUCCUGAUCAUCCAGACAGAUUUGAUGGUCGUCCUCAGCUGCUGUGUAGAAAUGGCCUGACUGGUCGCUGUUACUGGGAGGUCGAGUGGAGAGGAAGGGUUGAGAUAUCAGUGAGUUAGAGAAGCAUCAGAAGGAGAGGAGACAGUUAUGACUGUUUGUUUGGAAGGAAUGGUCAGUCUUGGAGUCUGAACUGCUCUGAUGGUGGACAUCAUUCAGUUUGUCACAAUAACAGACACACAUCCAUCUCCUCCUCCUCCUCCUCCUCCUCCUCUGUCUCUAACAGAGCAGCAGUGUAUGUGGACUGUCCUGCUGGCACUCUGUCCUUCUACAGAGUCUCCUCUGACACUCUGAUCCACCUCCACACCUUCAACACCACAUUCACUCAAACUCUUUAUCCUGGAUUUGCAGUCUGGUCUCUUGAUUCCUCAGUGUGUCUGUGCUGAGUGGAGUGUAAAGAGUGUCCUCCUGUUAGAGAAUCCACAUGUUGUUUUUCUGUCUUUUUCCACUCAAAGCUUUACAGUGAAUAUCAGUAAGUUGCGUUUCUCUGAAGCUCAGUUCACAACCAGCUCCUCUGUAUUUUCAACAGGUUUGAGCUCAUUAAAAUGAAU
Messenger RNA from Oreochromis niloticus (Nile tilapia), 4037 nucleotides. RefSeq names its product protein NLRC3. The transcript is spliced from 12 exons. Lineage: Eukaryota; Metazoa; Chordata; Actinopteri; Cichliformes; Cichlidae. Gene Ontology annotation, molecular function: protein binding. The record is from RefSeq and is a predicted model, not a curated record.